UUGUCAUACUUCUCCGGGUUUGCUGUUACCUUCUCUCGUAGCCACAGUUACGCUUCAUUUCUGUGCGACAGCUGUCUGCAUGUAGUGGUUCUAUCAUCAUGCUGACCCAAUUAUUUUCCGGUCUGCUGGCCGGCUUAUAUACCAGACAGGGCCGCCAAGGCAAUGCGGCUUCCACCUGCAGCUCAAAUCUUCUAGUUGACGAUUUCUCGACGUGGUCGACCAACACCAAUAGCCUAGGCCAAUGGACAAGCGAGGAUGGCACCAUGACUUCAGUAUCAGCCUCGAAUGGAGCUCUGACUUUUACGCCGAGCGCCAGCGCCUAUUUCUACGAGACUUUAGCAUGCGAGACGGCUACAACCAAUGGUUACGAUGCCGUCGCAUUUUCCGUUCAGGGGCCAGCGGAAGGUUCAGUGGGCCUUGAGCUACAAACUUCCACAUCGUGUUCAGAGUCUGCGCACGCCAGCUAUUACUAUCAAGUCAGCGGGUUGACUGGAUCCCCUCAAACAAUCACUGUACCCCUAAGCUCCUUCAUCGGCGCGAAUCUCGACGCCAUACAGGGUGUCGUAUGGUUUGGCUUUUCCUCAACAGACUUCUCGUGGCAGUUUGGCAAUAUUGAGUUAGUCUGUAGUGGCAAUAUUUCUACAUCUUCAGCUGCCCCGUCGUUGACGGCUGCAGGUAACAAAGCAGCCGUUAUGACAUCUGACAUAUCUGCUAUCUCGGCCAAGGCAUCAUCCUCGUCAUCCACAACCAGCCCGAGUGCAACGUCAACAGGUAGUUGCAGUAAUUUAUUGAUUGAUGACUGGGAGUCGCAAUCACGGUUGACGUUCCUCUACUACAAUGCCAUGCUCCAAUCGUCUAGCGAUGACUUGACCAUGGCUUCGAUCGUUGUCAGUGAAGACAACCAUGUUACUCUCACACCCAACAGCACCGAUUCGUACUUCUACAGUAUCACACCCUGCGUUAAUACACAAAACACAUAUGGCGGCAUCUCCCUGCCGAUCAGGGCUAAAGCAGGUACCAAAUUUGGUAUACAAUUAGGCUCUCCGGAUAGCUGCGGCAACGAUACGGACACUGCCAAUAUUUACGUAACUACCACCAACCUAGGUUGGACAUUCGAUGGAACCGAGCAACUAUACAGCAUUCCGUUUUCUAAGUUCAAAGGUUUAGAUGUCACCAAAGUGCACACGCUCUUCUUCACAGGUUUCAAAAAUGCGGUAACUUUUGGCCCCAUGGCCUUCUACUGCGGCAAUACCCCAUCUCAGUACAUAGUCCCUGCGACCACGGUACCGUCCGGGCCUACAUCUACCGUGCCUGCUCCUUCCGGAACCGCAAAGGCUUUCACGAUCGACAACUUCUCUUCGGAUGGCGAGAAUGCUCUGGGUUUCUGGCACGGUGCCGACGAGGGCAUGUCCCUCACCUAUGGCAAAAACUCGCUCACAAUCAAGUCGGAUGAUGCCGAUUAUGCCUUCUACACUCAGAUCUCAGAAAGCUGCAGCGACUACACUAGCUAUAGUGGCUCAUACCUACAUAUCGCCUACAGCGGAAGCAACAAGUUCUCUGUCGCGCUGCAGCAACACAAUUCGCAGUGCAACGAGUCGAUCGCACCCUUUCCUGAGACGUGGGACUCUCUUGAAGCAGCACGCUACUCCUCGGCCAACGACAUCUAUAUGCCAAUGUCGCAUUUCAAUAUCAACCAAACCCGGGUUGUUGGCUUUGCCCUUCUAGGAUUUUAUUCAACAGAUUCCACCGUGUUAUCUAAGAUCGAGAUCGUGCCAUCUAUUCCGUCAAAAUUCACCGUCCCAUCCAAGCUACCAAGCGGCAAUCUUGUUUUUGCUUGCAAGCGCCCCAACUCCUUCGCCUUCGCCAUUGAUGACGGAGAUCCGACUCUAGCCCAGCAAGUGAUGCAGGUAGUCAAGGAAGAAGACAUCAAAGUAACGUUCUUCACUGUCGGUGCUCCUCUUGAUGAUGCUAGCACCAACCUGACAAACGUCUACCGGGAGAUGAUGGCCGAUGGCCACCAAAUUGCUCUCCAUUCGUUUACCCACCCCAAAAUGGAAGGUCUUCCAUCUUACGAGGCCAUUGACUGGGAAUACAAUAAUGACUUUGCUGCUGUGGCAGAGGCGUUCAAUGGUCUGCACACACCGUACUUCCGCCCUCCCUUCGGCACGGAGGGCGCACGGAUGAGGCAGCGUCUUGCCCUGGCUUUGGGCACCGAGACACCGUAUAUCGUCAACUGGAGUGUGGAUGUUGAGGACUGGCUUUGGGCCGAGUCCGACACGCCGGAAAAGCAGCUCGAUGCCUUCAAGCGCGACGUUGCUGCUGGUGGCAAUCUAGUAGUCAUGCACUAUUUGUACCCGAGCACGGUAGGCUACCUGAGAGAGUUUAUCCAGAUCGCAAAGGCUACAGGUAAGCAGAUGAUGCGAGUUGACCAAUGCAUGGAGGAUCCGAAUGCUCCACCUUUGUAAGAUUAUACAUACAUGUAGCACCAAGGGCAGCCGGGUUCAUGGACCGAAUUUCGAAUGUACAUAAUUUUAAUUGACAAUACUUUAAAAU
Molecule: messenger RNA, 2553 nt
Organism: Truncatella angustata
Lineage: Eukaryota; Fungi; Ascomycota; Sordariomycetes; Amphisphaeriales; Sporocadaceae
Exons: 3
Coding region: 99-2465 (788 amino acids)
Biological process (GO): carbohydrate metabolic process
Molecular function (GO): hydrolase activity, acting on carbon-nitrogen (but not peptide) bonds
Source: RefSeq, a predicted model, not a curated record